AAGCAGUAGCUAAAGUUACAGUGAGGUGAGACAGGGCUUCUUUACUAUCUAAAGUUUUUCUCUCUAAUAGAACAUCUGACACUCAAGACACCUUUAGGACUCUCUUGCUGAAACAUGUUGGAAGACUGCAGAUCUUGUUUUCACCCGGAAGAUAUUCUUUCCUUUCUCAUUUUGAAUUGAUUGUCAACAGAUGUGGCAGCUGGGCCCCUUGGUUGGGUUGGCUCCUAAAGUCAUACGUGAAAGAUGGAGAUGAAUCUUCUUCAGACUGGCGCUCGGCAGAACAAAGCUGCAUCUUUCUGGCUGCUGAAGUUCGGUUUCAUCUGGCUCAUUAGUCAGAACUGUUGUACAGCAAGUGCAGUUUGGACUGCCUACAUGAACAUAUCGUUUCAUGUCGGGAACCGCAUGCUGUCAGAGCUUGGGGAGACCGGGGUCUUUGGAAGAAGCUCCAUUUUGAAGAGAGUAGCAGGAGUUGUUGUGCCACCAGAGGGAAAAACUCAAAAUGCUUGUGAUCCCAAUACCAGUUUCAUCCUGCCAGUUAACCAGGAGCCAUGGAUUGCACUCAUUGAACGGGGAGGUUGUGCUUUCACACAGAAAAUUAAGGUGGCAUCUGAGAACGGAGCCAGGGGAGUGAUAAUCUAUAACUUUCCAGGUACCGGCAACCAGGUUUUCCCCAUGUCUCACCAGGCAUUUGAAGACACUGUCGUAGUUAUGAUCGGUAACCUAAAGGCAUAUUUCACCUUUUACCAUAUCCGGAGACUUUGGGUCGCAAGAAUUGAGAACAGGAGGUGGAAACGAUUAACAAGAGAGAUCAAAAAAGCUUUUGGCCAGCUGCAGGUGCGAGUGUUGAAAGAGGGCGACGAGGAAGUAAAUCCAAAUGCAGAUAGCUGCGUCAUCUGCUUUGAACCCUAUAAACCUAAUGAUAUAGUUCGUAUUCUCACUUGCAAUCAUUUUUUCCACAAGAAUUGCAUUGACCCCUGGAUUCUAGCCCAUGGCACAUGCCCCAUGUGCAAAUGUGACGUUCUGAAAGCUUUGGGGAUUCACAUGGAUGUUGAGGAUGGAAUAGACUCUCUUCAAGUUCUGAUGUCAAAUGAGCUGCCCGGAACCUUUUCACCCAUGGAAGGAGAGACGAGUAACGAAGUUCCUCUCCCGAGAGCUUCAGGCAAAGUGACCCACAUCCUGGAGCACCCCACUUCUGCGAACGCUGGUAGCCAGGCUCCUGCAGCAGAGGAAACCAAUCACCCUUCGCUCGGACAGCGUGACCUUUGAGCAAGUGGAUUAAACAUGUUUGUUAAAUCAGGUCCUC
Messenger RNA from Meriones unguiculatus (Mongolian gerbil), 1303 nucleotides. It is a transcript of the gene Rnf133, whose product is annotated as ring finger protein 133. Lineage: Eukaryota; Metazoa; Chordata; Mammalia; Rodentia; Muridae. Bases 244 to 1266 code for a protein of 340 amino acids. The record is from RefSeq and is a predicted model, not a curated record. Gene Ontology annotation, cellular component: cytoplasm; nucleoplasm. The transcript is spliced from 2 exons.